This is a messenger RNA of Bicyclus anynana (squinting bush brown), 4289 nucleotides long. RefSeq names its product protein aurora borealis (gene bora). Gene Ontology annotation, cellular component: cytoplasm; nucleus. Lineage: Eukaryota; Metazoa; Arthropoda; Insecta; Lepidoptera; Nymphalidae. The coding region runs from base 62 to 2098 and encodes 678 amino acids. Gene Ontology annotation, molecular function: protein kinase binding. The record is from RefSeq and is a predicted model, not a curated record. The transcript has 8 exons. Gene Ontology annotation, biological process: regulation of mitotic nuclear division; activation of protein kinase activity; regulation of mitotic spindle organization.
AAAAACUAUUGUCAAUGUAUAGAAAACCGAUUGGGAUGAAAAAUUCAACGUUAUUUUCGAAAUGAGUGUUAGAAAUGGUAGUCCAAAUUGUAAUAAAAAAUCAACACCACCGACAAAAGAAAAAGUACGGAAUCCCUUCGAUAAAGUUUUAAUUGAAAGGUUACAUAAUCCAAUAUGCAGUCCGGGGAUGUGCAAAAUCUACAAAAAACAAAAAAGUGGUUCAUUCCGAUGGGAUAUAGAUCAAAAAUGUACAUUGUUACCAGCUGACAUUGUAGCAUGCAGUAGCCAAUUCGAACCGACGCCAGAUCCUGUGCUGGAGAAGAUUGCAGAGGAAGCAAACGAGAAAUUCUUUUCCCAAGAGUUGGUGGUUCCAAGUCCACUAGAAGUAUCCAAAAAAAUUAAACCACUUUUAUUAUCAUCAACUGAGAGUAACUUAACAGUUACUAGUUUAAUAAGUGAAAAAGUUGUGGAAGUAAGAGAUUUUGCAGCUCAAACAGUGCUCACUCUACCACCGGAACUGCCUCCUGAAAUUGAAUCCAUGCUACAACAAUUCUGCACUUUUACACAGGAGCAAGAUAUAUCCGGUGAAUAUGAAAUCACAGCCAAUGGAUCACUGAGACGUCAGUUAAUUUUUGAGGAACACAGUGACAUGGAACAUGAUGACUCAGAGCAGACUGAUGAUGAGAUUCAUGUAGAACAACGCCCACCAUCCAGCUUCGAAACUCACACACGUGUUCUAGUUAGUCCUAAUUUAUCUCGUGAUGUUGUGACAAAAGGCAUGAAGAGGACCUUUGGCACACCUUUACAGAUAAGCCAAAAUGGUGGAAAGCCAUGUUAUCGAAACAAAAUACUUGAUAUGGUGGACUUUGGAGAGCCUUGUUUCAGUCCUAUUGAGUUUCGAACACCGAAGCGUAAUCAGACAUCUUCGGCUACGUCAUCCUCUUUAGCUUCUGUGUCAAUAUCUCCAGUUACCAAGGCAUCCAGUGAUGAAGAGAAAAACAACUUCACGUCACCGGAAUCUGAGGCCAUGGCGACUUGCCUCGACUGCGUUGUUUCUUCGUCUGACAGCAAAGCGAAGGCUUCGUGCUUUUGUAAUAUUGCACCAAACAAAUCCAUUGUCAGAAGGAGCACUUCUCUCAAAGACUCGCCUCGCCAUUGCAGAAGAGGUUCCUUCUCAGAGAAACGCAGUCAGAGCAUGUCCAGUUUGAAUAGGAGUCGCUCAGUUCAGAAGUUGGAUUUCAGUAUGGACAUGAGUAUAGAUGGUUCUAUACACAAUGUCUCUCAAGCGGAAUCCGAGAGCUCUCCAAAAGGAAAACAAGUGUCUUGGUCUAUAGAAGAAAAUUCUAGCAUACAAUUAGUUAAAUCUGAUCCAAUUGAGAUCGAACAACAGUCUUCCACACAACUAAUUAAUGUUAACGCAAUAUUAGACGAAACACCAGUGAAGAGCAAACACAAGAAGAAUGUUCUAGCACACGAGAUUAGUAAAAUUCGCGCGCCCUUGAGAUUGAGUCCAGGGCGUGAUAUGUCUUUAGAUAGUAGCUUAGAUAAUUUCGACAUACCUCUGUGUAUGGAGGAGAAGAAGAUAGACUUUAAUAACAUUGAUCUCAAACUAUUGACUGAUAAUGUUUCUCAAUUCGAGUACAAUUCUAAUGGAACUCGUGCAGAGAGUUCAACAAGCUUUAAAAGAGUUGACAGCGGCUUUACAGAGAACACAUUCUACGCGUCUAGUUAUUACGAAAGUGCCAUAAAACCCUCCGAGUUGACUGUAACGAACCCAAAGAUAAAUACGACAGCUUUGAAAGAAAUAUCUAAUAUUAAUUGGAUGAGAGUCGACAGCGGUUUCAAAGAUGAGACGUCAACCGACAGUAUGCAAUUUUACUCCAACGAUAGUUCUGCCAAGAGAGUGUUCAGGUUUUCUGAAGCUAAAUUGCCUGACAAAGAGAACAUUGGGGAAUAUGAUAAGUUCCUAAAUAACACACAGAAUAACAGUGAAGCGAUAUCCAUGUCCGACAUAUUUACGGAUGACAUGACCUUCAAUUGUAACUUUUCAUCGACACCAUCCAAAACGAAGUCGCGUAAAGUUAAUAAUUUUGAAUAGAAGCGGCUGAUAGUUCGUGGAAGUUUAUAAUAGUAGGGGAGCCCGGGAUGCUAAAUUUGGAGUUACUCGACCGUCAUGGGGAGCGGUUGCAUUUGGUAGAUUACAUUAUAGGAAGAAUAAAUGGUUAAAAACUUUUUUUGCUUUUAGCGGUGGAAAAAAAACUACAGACUUUAAAAGUAAUUUUCAUUACUUUGGCUUAUUAAAAUUGUCAGUAAAAUUUUAGCGAUUAAUUAGGAGGUUAUUUCCUUCAAAAUAAGUAAAAAAUUUAUCGCGCUCGUAACUCGAGAACUACACUAUGAGGGUUUUAUUUUGUAACUUUGAAACGAUUUUCGAAAUGUGCAGUUUUUAGCUAUCAACUCACCUACCUACCUUAUCUUAAUCUGACGUGCUGGUUGAGUAUUUCUGAAGUUAGUUUUGUUUUGCCAUAAAAGUAUCCACCAAUAUUAAGGGCUCGUACUUGGUGGAGGUACUCAACAACAUGCAAGGUAUAGCCCCUUAUGUUUAUCUGCCGCGCUCAAGUAACUGCAAAAAUCCCCUCUUCGGCUCCUCUACUAUAAUGUGCAAUGAAUAACUACUAAAUAACAGGCAGAUAAGGCUUGACAACUACGCCUACAUGGAAUAGCACUUUGUAAUGUGGAAAAAACAAAAAGCAUUGUUAUUUAGACGAAUUUGUUACAUUGAAAGAAUUUGUUUUUCAUUGCAUAUGUAUUUAAAAUUAAGAUGAAAAUUAGUUAAAUUCACUCUAAAGUUUUUGAGGGUAGGUGUAUUUUUUAAAGAAAAUUAUGACUUUUUAUGCAUUUAUUAGUUUUAGGGAUUGUUCUGAGUGGACGUACGCAAUAUUGUGAGGGUGUGUGUGUCCGUGUGUUAGUUAAGCUGAAAUGUAAGAUUUUUCUUAUCUGUAUGAUAAUUUCAAAUAUCACAUUUCUAUUAAAAUAUUUUAGUCUUUGGGCCCAGGAACAAAAUAUUUAUUCAUGAGCAUACUGUUCAGUUUUUUAUGUGAUUUCACGUCGAGUGGAACAAAAUUAUGAUCGUAGCGCUCCAUGGUGGUAGGCGUUUUCCUCCCAAGCCAUCUUCCAGACUUCGGUGCCUCCCAUAACAAAUACGCUCUCUGAAAUUGUUCGACAAGGUUACCUAUAGAUUCCAAAUAUCUUUAUCUGGUCGUCUCUUAGGUUGUAGCUAAUUUUACAUUUAUAAAAUAAUUUGCUGUGCGCUGUUGAGCACGAGUCUCCUCUCAGAAUUAUAGGAAUUAGGCCAAUAGUCCACCACGCUAACCCAAUGCGGUUUAGCAGACUUCACACACAUAGAGAGAUUAAGAAAGUUCUCAUUCAUGCAGGUUUCUUCACAAUGUUUCGAGACGCGUGAAUAUUAUAUUUAUUUUUUAAAAUGCACAUAACUGAAAAGUUAAAGGAUCGGAUUCGAACCUACGCCCACCGGAUCACCGGAGGCAGAGGUCAUAUCUACUGGGCUAUCAUGGCUCUACCACCAUGGUUACUCCGAGUAUAUAUCAUUACUAUAUAUUAUUUAUUUUGAAGGAAGAAACAUAAUAUAUGCAAAUCUUACAUUUUGGUACAGUAAUGUAAAACAUACAAAUUACAACUCCCUCUCAAAAUUGCUUGUUUCCUCUUCGGCUAUGUUAUUAAGUGGCGUGUACAGUACAAGACAACAUAAAUUAUAAUUUUAAAUUCAGAAAAAAACAAUUACAAGGUUACCGUUUUAAAGGUGUUAUUCAUUUAAAAAAAAUAAGAGAACCACAUAGUAAUUUUAUAUAUAAAUAAUAUAUGUCUAAAUUGUCAUAUUACGAGUAUAUAGAUACUACUUAAUCAAAUUAUAACAAUGAAUUGAUGAUCACUAUAAUUCGAAAAUCGGACUGUAAAACACGUUUUGUAUGAUGUUAGGGGUGGUUAAAACAAACAUACAAACAUGCGAAAAACAGAAAUAAUCGAUAGGGAUAAUUUUGCAAGACAACAUAAGUUUUACAAUGUAUUUUGUACAUGCCACUAUAAAAUAUUGUAUGAUUUUUGAUUAAUAGACAUUUUUGUGGAUCCAUUAUUGUGGACUUUUUUAUUUUUUUUUAUUUAAUAAAGUAAGUGACUUAAACAAUUCAAUUGCUUGAUUUGGUUUAUUUUAGAGAUUGUGUAAUCAUUGAUUGACUUGGCUAGAUGUUUAGUAAAAUAAAAUAUAAAGACUGAAA